Stylophora pistillata is the source of this 2379-nucleotide messenger RNA. RefSeq lists its product as uncharacterized. The record is from RefSeq and is a predicted model, not a curated record. Gene Ontology annotation, biological process: mRNA splicing, via spliceosome. Gene Ontology annotation, molecular function: RNA binding. Lineage: Eukaryota; Metazoa; Cnidaria; Anthozoa; Scleractinia; Pocilloporidae. Gene Ontology annotation, cellular component: U2-type spliceosomal complex; RES complex.
UGAAGAUGGCGAACCUUUCCAAGGAAGAAUACCUCAAGCGUUAUUUGUCAAAUUCCGAAGGUGAAAAAAAGAAAAAGAGGAAGACAUUACCCAAAAGUUCCUCAAAAUAUCAAAAAUCUAUCAUUGUGGAUGACGAUAUCAAUAUCAGAGAUAUCAAAGUUAACGAUUCCGCACAAGACGUGAACGAACUGGAAGGCGAUGUUGAUGAAGCUCCAGCAGUUUUUGAAGAGGAUGGUAUCACCAAAGUGUCAAUUGAAUCAUUUAAAAAAAGAGAGGAAGACCAGAGGAAGAUGUGGGCACCAAUCAGUCAGGAGACUCAGUCACACAGAGAGGCCGAGGAAAGGUUAAAUUUUGAGAGUGAGAACUCAACACCACGAAUGGUAGAAAGAAAGAGACUCAAUACUCCUGAUUUGUCUCCUCGACGUGGUGCAGUUGUAUACAGCUCAGAUCAAUCGCCACCCAGGAAAAAUCCCUCGCGUAAAGUAGAAAGAGAUUCAAGUUUGAUCCAUAAUGGGAGACACGAUGCCUCUCCCGCAGAUCAGAGUCCUCCAAGAGCGAGGCGAAGAAGGCAUGAUUCUGGUGAUUCUUUACCAGAGCAACCACAUAAUCACAAUCUUGACUCACUACGGUUACAAGAAAGUCCCAACAAGUCUCCUGUGAGGAGACCUAGGAAUGAUUCCCCUGAUCUUUCACCUCCCCGUUCGGGAUUGAAUACAGACCUGGAUCAAUCACCUCCGAGGAAAAGAGUGAAUAGUGACUCUGAUCAGUCACCUGUUAGAAAACAUACAAACAGUGAUUCUGAUCAGUCACCCCCUAGAAAACAUGGUAAUGGUGAUUCAGACCAGUCACCACCAAGAAAACAUAAAAGGUUUGAAGGAAGAGAUCCCAGAACAGAAAGUGGGAAACAGAGGAGAGGUGACAAACAUGAAGAAAGAAUGGCCAGUGGACAGAAAGCUGGUCUUCUUAGAGGAAGUGAUUUGAAGCAAGAAAAUGUAAGGAAACAGCAGAGAGAAGCUGAAAUGUUUGCUACAAUGGAUCCAAGUAUAUCAGGAAAAGGUUCAGAAACAGUGUACCGUGACAAAAUGGGAAGCAAAAAUGACAUGAAGUUGGAGAGGAUCAAAAGAAGGGAGGAGGAAAGAAGGGAGAUAGAAGAGAAUGAGAAAUUUAUGGAGUGGGGAAGAGGGGUAGCUCAAACUAGAGAAAAUGAGGAAAAAGUUACUGAUUAUCUACAUGAGGUGGACAAACCACUGGCUCGGUACCGUAAUGAUGUUGACCUAGAUAGAAUGUUGAAAGAUCAGGAAAGAGAUGAUGAUCCAAUGUUGGCUUACAUGAAGCAGAAAAAGGCUAAACAGAAUGUAAGGGAAGGAAAGAAAGAAAAACCUGUGUACAAGGGCCCAGACCCUCCCCCAAACAGAUUCAACAUCAGACCAGGAUACCGUUGGGAUGGUGUGAAUCGCUCAAAUGGCUUUGAGAACAAGCGAUUUGCCAUGUUAGCCAACAAAGCUGCUGCGCAGACAGAUGCAUAUAAAUGGAGCACCGAAGACAUGUGAUUGGGACAGUAGAUCAGUUGAAACAGGGGCUAUUUUUAAGUACAGAAUGUACUUUUGGUAUGACCAAUGUUCAGCUGUCAUGUACAUGUUUGAUGUAUAUGAAGAUAGAAUUUUAGUGUAACAGAAACCCAGAAAAGCAUUAAUUUAUUUUUUCACCUCUCCUGUACCACUCUUGCAGAACUCUUAGUAGGACAAAGUUCAUUGCCCUUCACAGACACCUUGAAGAUCAAUUCUACUUUACUAUGCUAUGUAACCUUGUGAGCUUUCUGCCAACUCAUCAAUCACUAAAAUGUGUCACAAAUGAACCAAACCAUCUCUUGCUAAAAUUGUUUCAUGAGGAACAAUUUUUUAACUCUGUAAAAUAACACAAGUGUAAAAUGUAUUUCUUUGGAGAUGUUAGAGAGGUAUAAAGGAGCAUACAUGGAAAUUAAGAAAGAUCAGAUUGUUAAAAAUUGCAACAGAAGGAAAGUAAAAGGUCAACACUGGAGUGAUGCAACACAUCCAGCUCCAGCUUAUCCCGGUUUCUGUACAACACAGUGACAAGGAAUGCUAAUCCAACUGAAUGGGAAUCAAGUCUAUUGCAGGUUAACCCCCCUCCCCCCUGCCUGUAGUAGAUCAUGACUACAAUCAUGGCAACAAUACCAUUUAGUGCAUUUUAAUUAACUAACUUACAGUUCAUGACACAUAUAAGAUUACAAUAUACAAAUCAUAUUCUUAAGCUAGUCAUAAAAUUAACACAAUCUAUAAAUCAGCAUUAAAAGCACUUUACCACCUCCCGGUUAGCUCAAUUGGUUAGAGCGCCGGAUUGUGUUGUGCAGGAGGUCAAGGG